Molecule: messenger RNA, 1025 nt
Organism: Hippocampus comes (tiger tail seahorse)
Lineage: Eukaryota; Metazoa; Chordata; Actinopteri; Syngnathiformes; Syngnathidae
Exons: 7
Coding region: 267-896 (209 amino acids)
Source: RefSeq, a predicted model, not a curated record
UGUUGUCUCAUCGCUGUCAUUUGUCUGCUGCAUGCGUCCUUGAGCGAGAACAAUUAAAGUAAACGAUUGCUCAGCUGUCACAUGCGGCAGCGGACCCGUCAGGAAGAUGCCGUAUAUAACUAUCAGUGGAAACGCUGCCUUAUUCGUGACAAACAUAUGUUAGAGUUGAGACAAGUGAACAGGCGCAAGAAUACCACGUUUCCAAGGCAACGAGACGCCAAACGAUUCAGCGAAUCAGUGCGAGGCCCUUUUCCUUUGCGUCCAAAAUGAAUUCUAAAAAUCUCAAAGGUCUUAAGAGUCCCGACGUUCAACCGGAGAAAUCUGGUGGUAAAAAGGGAUUCCAUGGAACAAAAGGCCAGAUCUCCCAAAUCCCUGGACUGUCCCCAGUUAUCAGCACAGUCGGUGACGUGACGAAGAUAGGGAAAAGGGUUGGAGUUGUUGACACAGAUUCGGAAUACGUCAAGCUUGCAAAACAAGGGGGCCACAAAGGGCUUCUGUACUUUGAUGAAACACCUACAUCCAAGCCCAACUCGUUCGACGCUGCAGAUUCCCUGUUGGACGGUCCAAUAGAUGCUCUUGGUAACCAAAGUGUCAUUUGCACAAAAGAGAGGAAGAGCCCAAGAGCUUUCUCACAAAGGCCACUACCUCCUUUUUGGACAGACAAUAUGUCUGCAUGGGAGCGGGAUGAUGGCAGCCCUCGCAAGGAGAAGAAAACCGUUCCUGAGAAACAGUUGGUGCAAUGGCAGGCGUCUAGUCAAAACAAUGGAGGAAGCAAAUUCAGGAGGACUGUAUCUACCAAGAACACCUCUCCAGUCAACAUGUCGAAGCUAUUGAGUUUCGGUUAUGUCGACGACGACAAACUAACGACGAGUGAGACUGAGUCAAGUGCUACAUAAUUGUCCAGCUCACUUAGAGUUUAAAGUCAUUUUAAUAAUUAUAAUGUAAAGGCAUUUAUUUUUUAAUCAUGUUCUUGCUUUUUCAUAUGCAUCUGACUCUCAGAGUUAUUAAAAAGACUUGAAACCAAA